AUGUCAAACGACCUCUCCAACAAAGCCUUCAUCGUCACCGGCGCCGCAUCAGGAAUCGGGCUCGACACCGCCUUGACACUUCUCUCUCGCGGCGCGUCUGUCGCCCUGUCCGACGUCAACGGAGCGCAACUCGAAGCGCGCGUCAACUCCCUUCCCGCAGACCAAAAGCAACGGGCCAUCUGGCAGGUUGUCGACGUGUCUAACCGUUCUGCCGUACAGGCCGCCUUGAAGGAGACCAUCGAUGCGUUCGGAAAGAUUGAUGGCGUUGCUAAUGUCGCUGGGACAGGCGGACAUGCAAUCGGCGACGAGGCGGUCUGGGAGACGAGCGACGCUGAGUUUGACUUCCUCAUGGACGUCAACGUGCGCGGCACGUUCAACGUAUUGUCCGAAGCUCUCAAGCCUGGUGUGCUGGUCGAGGGAACGGGCAGCAUUGUGAGUGUCGGCAGCAUAUUCUCGAAGCGCGGGAUGCCGAGGGGUGCAGUGUUUGCGGCGAGCAAGCAUGCGGCUGAAGGCAUGGCGAAGAGUGCGGCGCUGGAAGCGGCUCCGAGAGGGAUCAGGGUGAAUGUGGUUUUGCCUGGCGCAAUUGACACGCCGAUGCAUCGGGCCAAUUUAGCGCGCUGGGGGAAUAGUCCUGUUCCGCCGAUUCCAAUUAAUCGGACAGGAGAGGCGCAGGAGGUCGCCAAUGUCAUCUGCUUCCUCCUUAGCGAGCAGAGUGGCUACGUCACGGGUGCGGCGUGGGAAGUUGACGGAGGUGCCAAUGCGUAG
Messenger RNA from Lasiodiplodia theobromae, 765 nucleotides. Its product is annotated as Short chain dehydrogenase reductase. The transcript is spliced from 2 exons. The coding region runs from base 1 to 765 and encodes 254 amino acids. Lineage: Eukaryota; Fungi; Ascomycota; Dothideomycetes; Botryosphaeriales; Botryosphaeriaceae. The record is from RefSeq and is a predicted model, not a curated record.